AUGGCGGACGACUCAGCUCUUCUCAUGAUGGCCAAGGUCUUGGAGGCUCAAAGGCCCAAGGCACACGAGAUGAAAGAGGCUCCUGCAUUUUACCAGAAAAUGGAGAAAGUCCUAGACAAGCGCCGCAAGGACCAGACAAUGCUGACUCUGCUUCCCGCCCGCCCAGUGGUGGACUUCUCUUCCUGUGACAUUUUGUCGCUGUCCAAUGGCUCUCGCCUCAUGGAUGGAAACCAUGCGUAUGUCGAGGAGCUGGAACAGGAGAUCGCAGAGUUCCACGGCGCAAAGACUAGUCUUUUCUUUGACAGCGGUUUUGAUGCCAACACCGCCAUCUUCUCGGUUAUUCCUCAGCCAGGGGAUGUCAUUGUCUUCGACGAACUCGUGCACGGCAGCAUCCACGAGGGGAUGCGGACCUGUCGUGCGAUGGCGCGCAGGCCUUUCCGACAUAAUGAUGUACAGUCGUUCCGUGAGGUCCUUACUCUCUUUCAUGGGACUCUACCGUCUAUCUCCUCCGGAACAUCCACGGUUCUUGUAGCCAUCGAAUCGGUGUAUAGUAUGGACGGAGAUGUCGCCCCGGUGGAAGACCUGCUCCAGGCUGCAAAGGAGAUCCUUCCUCUUGGAAACUUCCAAUUUUUUAUUGAUGAAGCACAUAGUACUGGUUUAAUGGGGCCUCAAGGGAGAGGCCUUGUCUGCGCGUUGAAGCUGGAGGAGAGUUUUGCUAUCCGAUUACAUCCCUUCAGCAAGGCCUUGGGAUCUCAUGGAGCGGUUGUUCUAUGUGACCAAACGAUCAAAGACAUGCCCCUCAACUUCGCCCGCUGUCUGAUCUUUUCGACGGCCCCCUCAUUCCCAGCUUUGGCCGUCAAAGAAGGAUACACACUGCUCAAAUCUAGCCUGGGUCUAACGAGGCAAAAGUGUAUCCAAUCUCUUGUGAGAUAUUUCUUCAAAAAUAUUCUUGCCCACCCAAGCUACAUUCGUGCCGAAGCAGCCGGGAUUCUGACUAUCCCAUUGGCCAAGGACUGGGAACAGCGACAGCCCCUCACACACAUUGUUCCCAUCAAUCACCGCGGCCUUGAGAAUCAUCUGCUCUCCGCUCAUUGCCAUUUUGCUGGCUACUGUGUCUGGCCUAUCGACUAUCCAGUCGUUCCAAAGGGACAUGGCAGAACGCGCGUUAUCUUCCACGCAGAUAACACGUUCGAGCAGGUCGAGCGCUUGAUUGGAUUGAUUACGGAAUGGGCCGAGCUCAUGUUGACGAGUGAGGAACGUGGUGCGGAACCCCUCAUGGCUGCAUCUGCAUCAGAGGGUGUCAAUAUGGAUUGGCUCACUCCUGUAGUUACGAGUGCAAGCUCGACUAUGGAUGAGGGUAUCGUCUACGCGAGGGAGGUGGAAGUUGCAUGA
This is a messenger RNA of Penicillium verrucosum, 1392 nucleotides long. Its product is annotated as aminotransferase class I/II-fold pyridoxal phosphate-dependent enzyme. The record is from RefSeq and is a predicted model, not a curated record. Lineage: Eukaryota; Fungi; Ascomycota; Eurotiomycetes; Eurotiales; Aspergillaceae. The transcript has 4 exons. Gene Ontology annotation, biological process: biosynthetic process. The coding region runs from base 1 to 1392 and encodes 463 amino acids. Gene Ontology annotation, molecular function: pyridoxal phosphate binding.